This is a messenger RNA of Sesamum indicum (sesame), 642 nucleotides long. The record is from RefSeq and is a predicted model, not a curated record. Lineage: Eukaryota; Viridiplantae; Streptophyta; Magnoliopsida; Lamiales; Pedaliaceae.
AUGAUGAACAAGCACCGAGGGAAGGAUAAGGUGGUGCUGGUAUUGGGUGCCACUGGCACAGGCAAAUUGCGCCUGGCGAUAGACCUAGCCACCCGUUUCGGGGAAGAGGUCAUCAACUCGGACAAAAUUCAAGUCUACAAGGGCCUAUAUAUAGUAACUAAUAGGGUGAGCAAUGAGGAAUGUCGUGGCGUGCCACAACAUUUGCUCGCAAUCGUUGAUCCCGAGGUGGAUUUCACUGUACAUGAUUUUGUGCAUCAUGCAUUGCUGGCUGCUGAUACUAUUGUACAAAAGAAUCGGCUGUCAAUCAUUGUUAGAGGGUCCAAUUCCUUCAUACAGGCUAAGAUUCUUAAGACAACUAUUGAUAAAAUUAAUAUGAACACUUGGAAAUUAGCUUGCCGUCAAGUUGAAAAUAUUUCGAGGAUGAAGGAGGAAUUUGGGUGGCAAAUCCAUUGGUUGAACGCCACAGAGGUAUUCCUUCGACGUGGUGGAGAUGCUAAUGAAGCAUGGAAGAAAUUCGUGCUGGAGCCUAUUACGAACAUUGUGGCUCGUUUCAUUUGCAAAGAAAACAUAGAUCCGAAACCGACUGUCGGUACUCCAUCCAUUGCCGUUGCAGCAGCUACUACAAACAACUGGUGGAUCUGA